Cladophialophora psammophila CBS 110553 is the source of this 627-nucleotide messenger RNA. Its product is annotated as PTH2 family peptidyl-tRNA hydrolase. Bases 1 to 627 code for a protein of 208 amino acids. Gene Ontology annotation, cellular component: cytosol; mitochondrion. Gene Ontology annotation, molecular function: peptidyl-tRNA hydrolase activity. The transcript is spliced from 2 exons. The record is from RefSeq and is a predicted model, not a curated record. Lineage: Eukaryota; Fungi; Ascomycota; Eurotiomycetes; Chaetothyriales; Herpotrichiellaceae.
AUGUCCGAAAAAGCCUCUCCCUCCCUGGCAGCUGUCGCGGUCUCUUCCCUCAUCCUUGGCCUGCUGGCAGGCUACUUUAUCGGUCAAGGCUCUAGUAUUGGCGUCUUUGGCGGCACCGGAAAUGCGAAGCAAGUUAGGAAAAGCUGGCCAAACAGCUAUGAUGUCAAAAUCCACGCCGACUCGAGCGACGACCAGGCGGAUGACGAGGAUGAAGCGGACGACGAAGACGAAGAUGAUGGGAACGAGCUAAACGAUUUCAAGGACUCCACAGAGGAAGUGAAGCUCGUCUUAGCAGUGAGGACGGACCUGGGCAUGGGCAAAGGCAAGAUCGCAGCUCAAUGCUCCCAUGCGACUCUCGCAUGCUACAAAUACCUCCUCAACCAUGUCACUUCCGCUCCUUUACUGAAACGUUGGGAAUGGGGAGGACAGCCCAAAAUUGCAGUGCAAGUCAAGUCCGAAGAGGAAUUGGAGACGCUACAAGCACAGGCAAUCAGCUUGGGGCUGUGCGCGAGGAUCAUACACGACGCCGGAAGGACCCAAAUUGCCGCCGGCAGCGCCACGGUACUGGGUGUUCUCGGUCCUAAAAGUGUGGUCGAUCAAGUCACCGGUCAUUUAAAACUAUUAUGA